GGGGAAUUGGGGGUAGGUCCACCCGACCGGUGACCCGAAAAUCGAGAAUUCUCUCUAAAGCCAACCCACCUGACCCGUCUCGUAAAACUUUUCUUCUGUCCCCCUUUCUCCUCUCUUCUUCUUACUACUACUGUUUUCCACUUUGCUUUUUUGAGCUUUUCUGCUUCCGCCAUUGUUAAAGCUCUUUCCUUUCCUUCAUUCCUCCUUAUCCCUAGCUGAAAUCCAACUCCAAUUUCUCUCAGAACUCUACAUAAGCUCCUGAUUUUCCAGUAAUUUUAGGACUAAAGUUGGCAUUUUUGCACAGUAUUGAUUCCAAGCAAACACCCCCAUUUCCAUUUCUGCAUUUCCACUGUCCUAAAAACUCUUCAAAAACCCACUUACAAAAUCAUCAUCAUUUUCUCCUUCCUUUUUUUUUUUUUUUAUCCUUAGGCUUUUUAGUUAAAAAGUUUCCACAACCCUAAGGAUGCAUUUCCAUUUCUUCUUCUUCUUGGGUUUCCUCAUUAUUAGUUUGCCUUCACUUAUCACUUCCAAGUCUACCAUAGAACCAUGCGCAAAUGCUGACUCUUGCUCCGCCUUCGUUGGCUACACUCUCUACACUGAGCUCAAAGUCUCUGAAGUUGCUGCGCUUUUCAAUGUGGACCCUGUUUCCCUUCUCACGGCGAAUUCCGUCGACAUUUCUUACCCGGACGUCGAGAAUUACAUUCUCCCGGCGUCCCUUUUCGUUAAAGUUCCUAUCAAGUGCUCCUGCGUCGACGGAAUCCGUAAAUCCACUUCCACCUCCUACAAAACCCGGCCUUCCGACACCCUGUUCUUCAUCGCCGACGAGGUUUACGGCGGCCUUGUUUCUGCCGACCAAAUCAAGGAGGCCAACUCCAAAGUUAUUAGCGACCCUUCUGUCAUUAAUGUCGGUACUAAUUUGAUGAUUCCGUUGCCCUGCACCUGUUUUAAUGGCACGGACAACAACUUGCCGGCCACUUAUAUGUCGUAUGUUGUGAGGCCGAUUGAUACCCUUGCCGGAAUUGCCAGGAAGUAUUCUACCACCGUGACUGAUCUUAUGAAUGUCAAUGCUCUGGGUGGUCCUGCCAUUAAAGACGGCGACAUUCUUGCCAUUCCUCUCUCAGCUUGCGCCUCCAGUUUCCCAAAGUAUGCGUCGGAUUAUGCUCUAUCUGUGCCUAACGGGAGUUAUGCUAUUACUGCAAGUCACUGUGUACAGUGCAGUUGUGGACCAGGGACUAACAAUUUGUAUUGCAUGCCAGCUUCUUUGGCGGUUUCCUGUUCAAGCAUGCAGUGCAGUAAUAGUAAUCUCAUGAUUGGGAAUGUCACGUUCCAACAAACUAGUGCUGGGUGCAACGUGACUACUUGCAGUUAUGGAGGAUUUGUCAACGGAUCGAUUGUUGCAGUAUUAUCAUCAUCUCUUCAGCCUCGCUGCCCAGGACCUCAGCAAUUUCCACCCGUCUUGGAACCCUCUUCAUUAAUUAGCACAGAGUCCAUAUUUGCACCCGCUCCUUCACCAUCUGAAAUAGCAGGUGCUCCAACAAUCCCCGGCUUUGUGCCUUCUUCUGGCACAACUAUGCAAACUCCACCAGCGAAUGGUCCAGCCGGAAGUGCUUCUUCUGCUUACUCAUUGGCGCAUCCAUUGGCCACUUUCCCUAUGAUUUUCCUCUUAACUUUUUCACUCAAGAAUGUGAUGUCAUUUCCGUUGUAGUUCUCUUCAGACAUGAACAUGAGAUGGGAUUUAUUCUUUUUUUGUUUAGCUUGUAUUUUGGGUUGGAUUAGCCGUGAGGUCCCACGGAGAUUUAUUUGGACUACUUAGUGGAUGAACUCCUAUUUUCCCCAAUUGACUCUUGCACUUUCUUUUCGUGUCAGCUUCCUUCUGCAUGUUUUUGUUCCUUCAAUGCACUCGCGUGUGUAUAUUUUAUAUCUCUCCCUGACCAAAAGUUUGGCUGUUCGGGUGAAGUGAGCAACUAGAUUGUGUUAGCUUGACAUUACCCAAUAUUCAGGGCAAAGUUUG
Molecule: messenger RNA, 2011 nt
Organism: Oldenlandia corymbosa var. corymbosa
Lineage: Eukaryota; Viridiplantae; Streptophyta; Magnoliopsida; Gentianales; Rubiaceae
Source: the annotation of a GenBank genome assembly